GUGACGUCAAUUCGGUUAUCUGAUCCACGGACGCAUGCUAACGUUAAUGUGUUUGCGAAAUUAGUUAACCUUAUUGAAAAUGCAGUCUUCAGAAUUGUUUGGAAUUUGUUCUCAAGGCCUUCUUCUACGUCUACGCGCUAAGACAUGUCUGGUGAAGCCGUCCACCUUGGUGAAGCCGGUGUCGGUGACGAAGAUCCCCGGCCGUUACUUGGUCCACCAAGAAGGCCUGCCCAAGCUGCCGGUGCCGCCCCUGAGGCAGACAUGCGAGCGCUACCUGGCCAUGCUGGAGCCCAUCAUUAGCGAGGCGGAGAUGAGCCACACCCGCCAGCUGAUGGCAGAGUUCCAGCGUUCGGGGGGCGUGGGAGAGAGGCUGCAGAAGGGUCUUGAGUGCCGUGCCCGCAAGACGGAGAACUGGCUUUCGGACUGGUGGCUCCAAACGGCCUACCUGGACUCUCGGAUGCCCGUGGUGGUCCACUUGAGCCCUGGAGUGGUUUUCCCUCGCCUGGAGUUCCAUGAUCGACAGGGGCAGAUCAGAUAUGCUGCAAAACUGAUCGCAGGGGUCCUGGACUUCAAAACCAUGAUUGACAAUGAGACGUUACCUGUGGAGUACCUGGGAGGGAAGCCCCUCUGUAUGAACCAGUACUACCAGGUUCUGUCCUCCUGCCGUAUCCCUGGGCCCAAGAAAGACACGGUGGUCAACCAUGCCCUGGGAAAGAGACCACCCAGCCACAUUACUGUGGUGCACAACUUUCAGUUCUUUGUGCUGGAUGUGUAUAACAGUGAUGGCACACCUCUGACAAUAGACCAGCUCUACAUGCAGCUGGAGAAGAUCUGGAACUCCUCCCUCCAGACCAACAAGGAGCCAAUCGGAAUCCUCACUUCCCAGCACCGAAACACCUGGGAGAAAGCUUACAACACCCUCAUUAAGGAUAAGGUGAACAAGGAGUCUGUGCGGGCCAUCCAGAAGAGCAUCAUCACCGUGUGCCUGGAUGCGCCCAUGCCGCGGGUGUCGGACGAGCUCUACCGGAGCCGCACCGCCAUCCAGAUGCUGCACGGCGGGGGCAGCAGCUGGAACAGCGGGAACCGCUGGUUCGACAAGACCCUGCAAUUCAUUAUUGGAGAAGACGGGUCAUGUGGCCUUAUCUAUGAGCAUGCCCCUGCUGAAGGCCCACCUAUUGUGUCAUUGGUGGACCAUGUGGUCGAAUACACGAAGAAGUCGGAGAUGGUGCGCUCCCCCAUGGUGCCCCUGUCCAUGCCACAGAAGCUGCGCUUUAACAUCACCCCUGAGAUCAAGAAGGACAUCGAGAAGGCCAAGCAAAACAUGAAUAUAAUGGUGAAUGAUCUGGAUUAUAAGGUCUUUGUGUUUUCCAACUUUGGGAAAAACUUCCCCAAGUCGCAGAAGAUGAGCCCCGAUGCCUUCAUCCAGAUGGCUCUGCAGCUGGCCUAUUUCAGGACGUACCAGGCCUGCUGCUCCACGUCCGAGACCGCGUCUCUGCGGUUGUUCCGGCUCGGCCGCACCGACACCAUCCGCUCUGCCUCCAGCAGCUCGCUGCGCUUCACUCAGGCCAUGGACGACCCCUCCACACAGAACACAGAGAAGGUGGCAUUGUUGCGCAAGGCGGUACAAGCCCACAGAGCCUACACAGACAUGGCGAUCCGUGGCCAGGCCAUCGACCAGCACCUCCUGGGGCUGAGGAAGCAGGCCAUUGAGGACCUGACCUCCAUGCCCGAGAUCUUCAUGGACACGGCCUAUGCUGUCGCCAGGCAUUACAACCUCUCCACCAGUCAGGUUCCAGCUAAGACGGACUGCAUGAUGUGCUCUGGUCCAGCGGUUCCGGACGGGUACGGUGUGUACUACAACCCCAUGGAGGAACACAUCAACUUUUCUGUGUCGGCGUUCAACAGCUGCAAGGAGACUGAUGCCGCCAAGCUGGCUCAGGCCCUGCAGGGGGCGCUGCUGGACAUGAGGGAGCUCCUGGAGCAGACGCCCCAGGCCAAGCUGUGAGGGGGAGGAGAUGGAUGUACCAGGCCUGCUUCUCCACGUACUCCGUGGAACUUAGACAGGGGCCAGAUCAAGAACAAAAAAUUAUUUCUAAAAUCUAUUUGAUCAUUCAAUUGGUUUGUUACCAGAUUUCCCCUUCUUAUUUCUGAGGGUUUAAGAUGAAGGAAGUCUAAAGUUCUGGGUCUUCCUGAUAUAGCAUGAGAUUUAGGUCUCAAGUAAUAUGCUGUUGCUUUUUACAAAAACUGAUUUACUGCUAAUUCUGCGGAGUUCUCGGUUUCGCUCACAGGAAUAGACUAUUCUGAAAGCCUUUUUCUAAAUGAUGUUUGUAUAUGCUUCUUCAUGUUUAAUUUUUUUGUUUCCACACAAAUUAAAUCCACAAAUUUAAUCUAGCUGCCUGUAAUCAAGAAUACUCACUUCUACAUUUACUGUAUACAGAAUCACAUUAGAUGUUAUUCCAUGGAUUUCAUUUUUCCCUUGAAAAAUGCCUCUCAAAGAAAUAAAAU
This is a messenger RNA of Conger conger (European conger), 2505 nucleotides long. RefSeq names its product carnitine O-acetyltransferase-like. The coding region runs from base 80 to 2005 and encodes 641 amino acids. Gene Ontology annotation, molecular function: carnitine O-acetyltransferase activity. Gene Ontology annotation, biological process: carnitine metabolic process, CoA-linked. The transcript is spliced from 14 exons. Lineage: Eukaryota; Metazoa; Chordata; Actinopteri; Anguilliformes; Congridae. Gene Ontology annotation, cellular component: peroxisome. The record is from RefSeq and is a predicted model, not a curated record.